Messenger RNA from Saccostrea echinata, 1464 nucleotides. Its product is annotated as beta-1,3-glucan-binding protein-like. Bases 42 to 1382 code for a protein of 446 amino acids. Lineage: Eukaryota; Metazoa; Mollusca; Bivalvia; Ostreida; Ostreidae. The record is from RefSeq and is a predicted model, not a curated record. Gene Ontology annotation, biological process: carbohydrate metabolic process. The transcript is spliced from 12 exons. Gene Ontology annotation, molecular function: hydrolase activity, hydrolyzing O-glycosyl compounds; carbohydrate binding.
AUCACUAGUUCUACAAAUGACAGAUUCACAUAUACGCCAACAUGAAUCUAGGCGUCUUCAUAGUUUUUAUAAGUCUCUCUCUAACCUUCGCUUUCCCCGAAAUUUCCAUUGUUGGAAAGUCGGCUCUGAAGCUAAGUAAACCAGACGAGGAUGGUAUUUCUACGGUGUUUUUUACUGUGAAGAAACCCGAUGGGGAAUCUAAGGAAUAUGCAAUAAAGACUAAAAACGAGGAGACUGACAUGUGGGAGUUUGUAGACACUACGUCAGACUUCCAUAUUGGAGACGUGGUAGAGUACAAAACUGCAGUGGUCCAGAACGGAAUGGUGGUGGAGUCAAAGUGGAACAAAGCUACCUUACUGAAGCAAUUAAAACCAGGCCAGUUUCGUAGUCUGAGACAAACAGUGGUUUUCAGAGAUGAUUUUAAUGGUCAUUUUAACAAGGGUCACUACACAACUGACGUCAGUGCCUGGGGAGGAGGAAAUGGAGAAUUUCAAGUUUACACACCAGAAUCUGCUAAUGUUCACACGGCAAAUGGUUAUUUAUAUCUUAAACCUACAUUGACAGUUGACCAUCAUGCUUUUAAUGAGGGGUUAUUAUACAAUGGUCAUAUGGAUGUUCGAGGUUUAUGGCAUACCUGUACAAAUAAUGUCAACAAUGGGUGUUACAAAUCAGCUUAUGGUCAGGAGAUUCUUCCACCCAUCAUGUCAGGAAAAGUAACAACUCAUGCUGCCAUCAGAUACGGAAGGGUCAAUGUAAGAGCACGGGUACCAAAAGGCGCUUGGCUUUGGCCAGCUGUUUGGUUGUUACCACGUGAUAAUCAUUAUGGAGGUUGGCCUCGUUCUGGAGAAAUAGAUCUUAUGGAGACAAAAGGAAAUGCUUGGACCAAUGAAUGGGGCGGAGAUCAUGGUAUUCGUUCUAUGGCUUCUACAUUACACUGGGGGCCUGAUUCUGGACAUAACUGCUUCCAAAAGACACAUGCUGAAAAGUAUUUGAACCAACCUGAUGGAUGGCACGGAUGGCAUACGUACUCUUUGGACUGGAAUCAAGAUCAUCUCAGAAUCUUAGUAGACAAUCAGGAGGUAUUCAGACUGAAUACUCCCUGGAAUGGUAUGUAUAACUACUGUCCUUUCCACAACGUUGAGGACCCCUGGAGAAACGGACCACACAAUGCUCCUUUUGAUCAGCCAUUCCACCUCAUUCUGAACGUGGCUGUAGGAGGAGGCUACUUCAGUGACGGACAAUUCGAUGUACCCAAACCUUGGCACGGCGGAUCUCCACAUCCUAUGAGAGACUUCUGGGAAAAACGAAGCAGUUGGCUGAGUACAUGGCAUGGGGAUGACGUCGCUAUGUUGAUUGAUUAUGUAGAGAUGAUUCAGUACUAACUUAUGUCAUUAGAAUAACAAAUCUAGAAGGAUACUGUAUUACUUUGUUGCCUGUGUAUUAAACCUUCCAUGAACAUAUUGA